Chenopodium quinoa (quinoa) is the source of this 1306-nucleotide messenger RNA. RefSeq lists its product as uncharacterized. The record is from RefSeq and is a predicted model, not a curated record. The transcript is spliced from 6 exons. NCBI's taxonomy places the organism in Eukaryota, Viridiplantae, Streptophyta, Magnoliopsida, Caryophyllales, Amaranthaceae. The coding region runs from base 386 to 952 and encodes 188 amino acids. Gene Ontology annotation, molecular function: protein binding.
UUUGACUGAAAAGAGAAAAAUUAAAGUAAUUUCCUUUCUCUUCCCUUCAUUUCCUAUUCAUCAACCAAAUAUUAGAAAAUAAAAUCACCUUCCUUUCCCUUCUUUUCCUUUCUUUUCCCUUUCCAUCCUUUCUCUUCUUUUCCUUUACUAAUAUUGAACCAAACAAAGCCUAAGGCGAAUGACCCAAAAACUCCAAAAGAACCUUCCCAUUUUUUCUCCUCAAAAUCGAAGUCGAUAUCUAUAAAGACCCGACCUUAAUUUUGUGCCCAAACUUGAGUGUUGGAAGAUCACUUAAUUUGAGAAAUACCCAGAAACAUUCUGAAAUUAAGUAUCUUUGUUAAACACCCAUUAACAAGAUCAAAUAAUCCUCCAUUGUUCAAUCCCAAUGCGUGGUUUAGCGGCUCAGAUUUAUACUUAUUUUUGCAGAAUUAGACCAGGAAAUGUACAAUCUAAUGGCAACUCUACAUUUCUCAGAACAAAAGGAUUUUCAGAAGAAUUAACUCUUGAAGAAGAUGCUGAAAGAAAAAUUGGAUGGGUGCUUAAGCUUAUAUUUGCUGGCACUGCUACUGCUGUUGGUUACCAUCUUUUCCCUUACAUGGGAGAUAAUUUGAUACAACAAUCUGUGUCACUUUUGCAAGUAAAAGAUCCCUUAUUUAAGAGAAUGGGUGCAUCUAGGAUUGCUCGUUUCGCUGUUGACGAUGAAAGGAGGCUGAAGAUUCUAGAGAUGGGUGGAGCUGAAGAGCUUGUGAAAAUGCUGGACACUGCUAAAGAUGACCGAACUAGAAAAGAAGCACUUAAAGCACUUUCCGCUCUUUCAGCUUCAGAUGAAGCUGCUGCUGCGUUACACCAAGCUGGAGCAAUUUCAGUGAUCAGGUCGGUUCCAGACCCUGCUAAGGAUCAAGACAUCACCACUUACAAGUCAAGUUUACUGAAAAAGUUUGAAGAUUUGUGAUACAACUGAAAAUUUUGGCUUUUAACUAAUAUUUUCAUCUUGAGGGUAUACAUUUACAGAUGCAGCAUGAUUAAUUACGACUCUUUUGAAGACUAGAAUCAGAUGUGCUGCCCUUUCAGCAACAGGUGCAGGUGCAGCAUGUUUUAUGUUCUUUUUAAUGUAUUUGUGCAAGGAGGUUUGCUGAGUUUAGUGCCCUGUAAAACUGUGUCAAUUCCUGAUAAUUUCAAUAUGUGAUUCAUACUUCAUGGAGUGUGACCCAUUUUUAGAGUUAUGAUCUUGAUUGGCACUGGUCUAUUUAAUUAAUGUAAUUGUUGAUCAAAUAAUUGUCUCACUUUACUUGUUCAUUUCUUAAUA